AUGGUCCUACUAUCCAAUGAUGAGUUCCUGAGCUGUCUUCAUGAGUUGAUGCUGCGAUCAAAAGAAAAGGGCUCUGUCUACUUGACCAUGAAACGAUGUAAUCUUCUAAACUUGUGCAUAUUCCCAUCAGCUGGUGCCAACACUAAUCCCAAUAUAUCAUUAGAUGCAUAUAAACAACUCAAAUCAGCUAAAAAGUCGGAAGAUGCUAAAUCCAUUCUGCAUUCUAAAGAUACCCAGUACCAGACCCUCAUGCGAGCUACUUUUGGAAACAAAAAGCUCAGCACUUUGGUUGAUUCUUCUAAUCUAGUUCAAUUCACCGAUAAAUAUCAAACAGUCACUCGUUUGCACAUGGACUCUCUCAAAAAAAAGGAUAGGAAGGACAAGAAAGAGAAACGUAAGAACAAGAAUGAAUCUACCAACGCAGUAGUCGCAUAA
This is a messenger RNA of Batrachochytrium dendrobatidis JAM81, 435 nucleotides long. RefSeq lists its product as uncharacterized. Gene Ontology annotation, biological process: SRP-dependent cotranslational protein targeting to membrane. The transcript is spliced from 2 exons. The record is from RefSeq and is a predicted model, not a curated record. Gene Ontology annotation, molecular function: endoplasmic reticulum signal sequence receptor activity; 7S RNA binding. Bases 1 to 435 code for a protein of 144 amino acids. NCBI's taxonomy places the organism in Eukaryota, Fungi, Chytridiomycota, Chytridiomycetes, Rhizophydiales. Gene Ontology annotation, cellular component: signal recognition particle, endoplasmic reticulum targeting.